Molecule: messenger RNA, 2019 nt
Organism: Gigantopelta aegis
Lineage: Eukaryota; Metazoa; Mollusca; Gastropoda; Neomphalida; Peltospiridae
Product: mucin-17-like
Exons: 3
Coding region: 1-2019 (672 amino acids)
Source: RefSeq, a predicted model, not a curated record
AUGACCAUAUUCACUCAAGGUUCAGGCACGCCCACACUGGGCCCUGUCUCUGGUGUGACCAUAUCCAUUAUAUGUUCAGGCACGCUCACACUGGGUCCUGUCUUUGGUAUGACCAUAUCCAUUCAGUGUUCAGGCACGCCCACACUGGUUCCUGUCUCUGGUAUGAACAUAUCCAUUCAUUGUUCAGGCACGCCCACACUGGCUCCUGUCUCUGGUAUGACCAUAUCCAUUCAAUGUUCAGGCACGCCCACACUGGCUCCUGUCUCUGGUAUGACCAUAUCCAUUCAAUGUUCAGGCACACCCACACUGGGUCCGGUCUCUGAUCUGACGAUAUCCAUUCAAGGUUCAGGCACGCCCACACUGGGUCCGGUCUCUGAUAUGACCAUAUUCAGUCAAGGUUCAGGCACGCUCACACUGGGUCCGGUCCGUGGUAUGACCAUAUCCACUCAAUGUUCAGGCACGCCCACACUAGGUCCUGUCUCAGGUCUGACCAUAUCCAGUUACGGUUCAGGCACGCCCACACUGGGUCCGGUCCGUGGUAUGACCAUAUCCACUCAAGGUUCAGGCUUGCCCACACUAGGUCCUGUCUCCAGGAUGACCAUAUCUACUCAAGGUUCAGGCACGCUCACACUGGGUCUCGUCUCUGGUAUGACCAUAUCCACUCAAUGUUCAGGCAGGCUCACACUCGGUCCUAUCUCUGGUAUGACUAUACCCACUCAAGGUUCAGGCACGCCCACACUGGGUCCUGUCUCUGGUAUGACCUUAUCCAGUCAAGUUUCAGGCACGCCCUCACCUGGUCUCGUCUCUGGUAUGACCAUAUCCAUUCAAUGUUCAGGCACGCUCACACUGGGUCCUGUCUCUGGUAUGACCAUAUCCAUUCAAUGUUCAGGCAUGCCCACACUGGGUCCGGUCCGUGGUAUGACCAUAUCCACUCAAGGUUCAGGCACGCCCACACUGGGUCCGGUCUCUGGGAUGACCAUAUCCACUCAAGGUCCAGGCUUGCCCACACUAGGUCCUGUCUCGAGGAUGACCAUAUUCACUCAAGGUUCAGGCACGCCCACACUGGGUCCUGCCUCUGGUAUGACCUUAUCCAGUCACGGUUCAGGCACGCCCACACCGAGUCUCGUCUCUGGUAUGACUAUAUCCACGCAAGGUUCAGCACGCCCUCGCUGGGUCUCGUCUUUUGGCAUGAGUAUAUCCGCUCAAGGUUCAGGCACGCCCUUACUGGGUCUCGUCUCUGGUAUGACCAUAUCCGUUCAAUGUUCAGGCACGCCCACACUGGGUCCUGUCUCAGGUAUGACCAUAUCCACGCAAGGUUCAGGCACGCCCACACUGGGUCCGGUCUCUGUGAUGACCAUAUCCACUCAAGGUUCAGGCUUGCCCACACUAGGUCCCGUCUCUGGUAUGACCAUAUCCACUCACGGUUCAGGCAGGCUCACACUGGGUCUCGUCUCUGGUAUGACUAUAUCCGCUCAAGCUUCAGGCACGCCCUCACUGAGUCUCGUCUCUGGCAUGACUAUAUCCGCUUAUGGUUCAGGCACGGUCACACUGGGUUCAGUCUCUGAUAAUUUAGCGUUAAACAAAUUCGCCUCCCAGAGUUCUCACUUUAUUCUGUACAAGACACCUCCAUUAUAUGGUGUUGAUGGAAAGUAUGACAAGUUAUCGUGUAUACUCACUGAUGUGUUUCAAAAUAACUCUUGGUGGAAAGUGGAUCUGGGGAAGCCACAUUACAUACACGACGUGACUGUUCACUUCAGGACGGAUUACCCAUAUCGCAGGAAUGGAGUUCAUGUGUACAGUUCUUUAACGGUGAACCAGACUAACACGGGCCAUCUGUGUGGUGUAGCAACGAUAAAUAGCCCGAAUGUAACACGUAUUACCUGUGACAUCACGGCUCAGUACAUCACACUGUACCAGGGGACUAACAACACUGACUUAGACGACAACGAAGUUUCAAAACCUUACGUUGGCACGGCAAUGGAUUUUUGUGAAGUUGAAGUAUUCAGUGAGUUAAUCUAG